AUGGCUAGUGCUAUUCUCUUGAUAUCCCUGCUAUUCUCUUCUGCGGUCUACGCAUGGCCAGGCACAGUGAACAAGACUGGUAGCAUUUGCACGGUCGUCCCUUCUGUCGACGGAUCCGACGAUGCGCCCGGUAUUAUUUCUGCCUUUGAGCAGUGCGGCCAGGAUGGCAGCGUCGUGUUCAUGAACGAGACAUACAAUGUCCAGAGUGUCAUGCAGACGACCGGGCUGAACAACGUCUCCAUUCACUUAUAUGGCACGCUGCUGUGGAGUACCGAUACUGGGUACUGGGUCAAUAACGGUCUGCCGCUGGGCCAUCUGAAUAUGACCACCGCCUGGAUACUUGGCGGAAAUGAUAUAACUUUCAUGGGCCAUGGGUACGGGACGUUCGACGGGCAAGGGCAAUUUGGUGGGUACGACCUGGCAGCCAACACUUCUAAUAUGCCCGGCCGCCCCAUAUCCUUGACGGUCGCGAACACGACGAACUCGGCGUUCUCUGGGCUGAGAUUCGUGCAGAGUCAAUUCUGGACCACGGCCAUUACGCACAGCGAGAACCUUCUUUGGGAAGAUAUUUACAUCAAUAGCACAAGCAACAGUACUUGGGGUACGCAAAAUACCGACGGGACCGACACAUUCUGGUGCAAUAAUAUCACAUUUUCACGUUGGUCUGUCACGAACGGAGAUGAUGCCAUUGCGCCGAAGACAAAUUCCUCCAACCUUCUCAUCCAGGAUUCCGUCUUUUACGGGGGUAACGGCGUUGCGAUCGGGUCGAUUGGGCAAUAUCUCGAUACAUUUGAGUUCAUCGAGAACGUCACGGCCGAGCGAAUUAUAUGUUACAGCUGCGAAUAUGUGGGCUAUGUCAAGACAUGGACGGGUGUUCAGCAAGGGUAUCCUCCGAAUGGUGGGGGCGGUGGUAUAGGGUAUGUGAAGAAUAUCGUAUUCCGCGAUUUUGUCGCUAUCAAUACUUGGGUCGCCAUCGCGCACAUCACCCAAUGCACGUCUUACGUCGGUGCCACCGGGGGUUGCGAUACUUGCAAGUUCCAGAUCUCAAACGUCACUUGGGGCCCUGGCGUCGGCAACACCGUCACGUCCUACCUCGCCGAGUUACAAUGCAGCGCAGCGGCACCGUGCCCCGACAUCAAUUUAGUCGACAGCUUUGGGCUGAUAGGGACGAAUGGGACGGAGAGGCAGAUUACCUGUAGCAAUAUUGUGGACCCUACAUUUUCUUGCACGGGCUCAGCGGGCAGUGAUCAGUACUAG
Molecule: messenger RNA, 1257 nt
Organism: Gloeophyllum trabeum ATCC 11539
Lineage: Eukaryota; Fungi; Basidiomycota; Agaricomycetes; Gloeophyllales; Gloeophyllaceae
Product: pectin lyase-like protein
Exons: 7
Coding region: 1-1257 (418 amino acids)
Biological process (GO): carbohydrate metabolic process
Molecular function (GO): polygalacturonase activity
Source: RefSeq, a predicted model, not a curated record